This is a messenger RNA of Mycotypha africana, 364 nucleotides long. RefSeq lists its product as uncharacterized. The transcript has a single exon. NCBI's taxonomy places the organism in Eukaryota, Fungi, Mucoromycota, Mucoromycetes, Mucorales, Mycotyphaceae. The annotation marks the transcript as partial. The record is from RefSeq and is a predicted model, not a curated record.
CCACUGAUUGUGUCUGGUGCUGGUAUGUUUGGCAAAGAUGUGGUGUUGCCGGUAAACUUUUUACAACUCUGAAGAAACGUGAGGCUGAAGGUCAAUUGAUUGUUGUCACAAUCGAUGAAUUCAAAACCUCUAAAACAUGCAGCCUCUGUUUCUAUGAUGAUAUGCAAAUUGUUGAUACUCCUGGAUUUAAGGGUACCGGCGUUCUUCAUUGCAAGCAAUGUCUGAAGCUAUGGCAGAGAGACGUUAACGCCGCUAUCAACAUGAUGACCAUAUCUCGAGCAGUUUGGUAUGGAGCGGGAGGACCCGACGUUUUCCAUCCAGCGAAGAAGAAGAAUGUACGCCGUAAUAAACACGGUUUUCCUUA